Messenger RNA from Clupea harengus (Atlantic herring), 3914 nucleotides. RefSeq names its product centrosomal protein 128 (gene cep128). The record is from RefSeq and is a predicted model, not a curated record. Lineage: Eukaryota; Metazoa; Chordata; Actinopteri; Clupeiformes; Clupeidae. Gene Ontology annotation, cellular component: spindle pole; centriole.
CAGUUUAAGUUGCCAUAGUAGGGAAUAGUGGGGUCUCAGCUGUGCAGGUGCAGGCUUAAAAGAAAUGUUGAUGGUCUGUUGAAGUUACACCUAAAUCCUGGUUUAGGGCAGAAAGUAUCCAGUAUUGACGCCCUUUCCAGUGUAACGUUACUGAUGUCUGCCCUGUUGGAACCAUGGAGUCCUCCAGUGAAUCUGAGACUUUCGAAAGGGCUAGGAAACAUCGCUCACGGGGUAGAGAAACGCAGCGAAGACGUAACGUUAGUCAUGACAAAACUGAUGCUGAUGUUGCUAUUUCGGAGAAAAUUGACACACUGGCUAGCACGUUGCAGGACACUAGUCACAACCUCCACAGAGUCGAUCAGAUGUUGGGACAGUAUCGAGAACACACAGACGAUCAAGCUGAAGCCAUGGCAACACUGAGGGACAGCUUGGAAGAGUCCAUUCAGCAGCUUCAAGGUCAACGCCUCCGCAGAGCACCCGCCAGUCACAGUGCCUCUUUCUCCACCCUACACAGCAGCGACUUGGAGGAUGGCAGCACCUCUGAUGGACUUCGCUACUGUCCCACAUCUCCACUGAAAGAUUACGGCAGCUCCGAGACGGGCAGCAGGAGAAGGUCAAGGUCCGCCACCGUGCGCUUCAGAGACUCAGGCCAGACUGAGGAUAUUCACGGCCUUCACCAGUCUCUCCGAGAUCUACGCAGUGACCAACUCCGUAUGGCGGGGGAUAUCAACAGAGAGAUUCACAGGAGGAACAGGUCUGAGGUGGGAACCAAGAGGACUUUGGAGAAUCUCAAUGGCCGACUGCGGGCAUCACAGAAGGAGGACCCAGUGUCAUUACGUGUUGAGCAGCGCCUUCAGGAGAUUGAGAAGGGGAUUCACUCAGAACGACAGGCAAUACCUGAGAGACAGAGACCUCAGUUGCACAAGCCCAGUCAUUUUCAGCAGAGGGAAGGUGAGCUGGAGAUGGCCAGGAGGAAGCUGGAGCAGUCGGAGGGUGGGCGGGACGCUCUUCUCCAGCAGGUGGAAGACAUGCGUGCCCAGCUCCUGAGGACGGAGAAGGAACGCGUGGAGCUGAAGCAGCAGGUGGCUCGCCUCUUUGCUCAGCGGAAUGAGACCAGCGGACAAGAGGAGGGGAGGAGAGACGGAGGGGGGGUCGCAGACCGUGUAAAGCUGGAGAGGGAGGCCCCAGACUUGAGAGGCCAGCUGGACCGCAUCUCCUCACUGAGUGACCUGGAGGAGCUCAAGAGAGUCCUGGAGCGCAAGGACCGCGAGAAAGCCCAACUGUCCUCUCAAGUUGAGUCCCUGUCGUUGGACCUGGAGCAUCGCGAGCAGCGCCAGCGGCAGAUGCUGGGCCAGCUGCGGCAGAUCCAGAGCCGCUCGGAGGAGGGUGCGUCGGAGCGGGAGCGCGCCCAGGCCCAGCUGGCAGAGAGCGAGCGGCGGCGCGAGGAGCUGCGGGCGCGCGCCCAGGAGGCCGUGCGCCAGUGGAAGAGUCGCUGCCGCAGGCUGGAGGGCGAGCUGCAGGAGCUCCGUGGGCAGGCCAAGCAGGACCCCGACAAGGCCCAACAGGAGGUGAAGGAGCGUGAGAACGCUCAGACGCAGCUGCGGGCGGUGGCAAUGCAGGCAGAGGGGGCGCGGCGUGAGCUUGCCGAGGUGCUGGGCCACCUGGCGCAGCGCGAAGAGGAGCUGCGGUGUGGCAACCUGGAGCGACAGCGCCUGGAGCGGGAGGCGAGCGAAGUGCGCCACGCCUCCCGUGCCCUCCAGGAAGAGGCCCAGCGGCAGUCCGCCCUGCAGGUGAGGCUGAGGGAGGAGAGCGGGCGGCUAGAGGAGAGGGUGGAGGCGCUGGAGAGGGAGAGGGCACGGGAGCGCGCCGAGCUGGCCAACCUGGAGGGGGAGCUGAAGAGCCUGGGGGCCGAGAGGGCGGAGGCGACGGGGAGGCUGGUGCGGGAGGAGGCCGUCCGUGGGGAGCUGCAGCAGCGGCUGGCUGAGGCCCAGGAGGAGAGGGCAGAGCUGGGGAGAAGGCUGGAGGAAGAGGGGGAGAUCCACAGUCUGCAGAGGAGCGAGACAGAGGCCCACAUCAAGGAGCUGAAGGCGGAGGUGGCGACGGAGCGGGAGCAGGCACGGGUGCUGCGCACCAAGCUGGGGCGCAUGAAGGAGGAGUGCGCGCGUCUGACGGAGGCUCAGAGCGCCAGGGAGGAGGCGCACGGCCAGCUCCUCCGCAAACAGCAGGCCCUCAAGGCCGAGCUGGAGGACAAGGCACAAGCUCUGUCGCGGGCGGAGGAGCGCUGGCGGGGUGCAGACGGCAUCGCCACUGAGAUGAGGGGGCGUCUGACUCAGCUGGAGACGGAGCUGCCCUCCAUCCUGCAGGCCGUGGGAGAGCACAUCCACACCGCCUGCCUCAGCCUCUCCACAGACGCACACGACAAACUCAAAGCCAUCUCCCAGAGCCCAGGGCUGCAGAAGGACCCUCACCGCUGGCUGGCUGAGACUAAGACCAAGCUGCAGUGGCUGAGUGAGGAGCUGCGUGAGCGUGGCGACGGUGAACGGCGCGUGCGGCGGCACCUGCAGCAGAGCCGUGAGCAGCUGAAGGCCUUGAGGCUGGGCAGAGAACAAGAGCAGCACAGCCUCCUCCAACGCCUUAGCCAGCAGGAGCACCAGCUGCAGCAGCUCACCAAAGACAAGAGAGAUCUGCAGGAGAGGAACUGCAGGAAGGACGAGGAGAUGAGAAGCCUGCAGGAUAAAAUCUUGGAUUUGGAGAUGAGCACCCGUCUGGCCCUGGAUCACCUGGAGUCUGUGCCUGACAAGCCCAAGCUGAUGGAGAACUUCAAGGACCUGGAGGAGUCGCAGCGGCAGCGGGAGGCGGUGGAGCAGCGCUACAGCAAAUACAAAGAGAUCGUGGGAGACCUGCAGCACCGGCUGGAGGAGUCCAAACGCAAGAUCCAGGAGUACCGGGGGGAGAAGCUGGAUGCUACGUCCAGGAGUCUUCAUCUGGCUGGCCUCUCCUCCUCCCUUCGAGAGCACGGGAGCUUCCUGUCCAGCACCCUUAUCUCCAGCACUGCCUUAGCACCGCCCCGCCGGUUAGGUUCCCCUGAGCUGGACUCCCUCAUCAGCACCGUCCAGCAGAGAGGCGGCGUGUGACACAGCCUGGCGUUGGCGUUCCCUGUUGGCGUUGGCGUCUCCCUGUGGCCUCUCAGCACGCCUCCCCCUUAGAAACCAUGGAGGCCAUCGCCCACUACCCACUCCACUCCUCAACGCUACCAUGACUACCUCCACGGCAACAGCCGCUCAGGCCAAUCAGCGGAACAAGAAGCAGGGUAAAGCGCAGCUCGAGAUGGAACCAUUAGUGGACUAUUUUUAUGAACAUAAAAACAUGAAAAAAAAGGUUAAAUUGUCAUCAAUUACCAGCUCCUUCUCUUCUGUGAAGGUUUUUAUAAUGGCGUCUGUAAGAUGGGUUUUCAAACUUCCACUGUGUUUUAAUGUCCGUCACAAAAUAUUUAAUGCCAAGGUUUAUACAGACUUUAGGUAAUUUCUUUUAAAAGCUUCCAACACCUAAUCGUUUUGAAAAAAAAAAACUAAAAAAGUGUUUACAAUUUCCUGGACUCGUAUGUCAUAUCUUUUGGUCUGUAUCAUGGUGUUGCAGCGAGGCCAGGUGUUUGAAUGCUGGGCUGUCAUUUCAAACUGUGGUGCCUUUGUAACUAUGCAAGCUCGUAGUUGAAGAGAACAUCAUUUUUUUGAUACAUUUUACAUCCUAAUGCCCUCAAAACACUACUGUGAAAUGAUUUCUUUUUUUUAAAUCUAAAUAUUUUUUAGCCGUGACUGUCACAGUAUUUUAUACUUUUUUUUGUAAAUGUCAACAAAAUGAAAAAAAAAAAAGCACAAAGAUGUUUUGAAAUAAAUUGAUAAUCAUAUACAUCAUCA